ACUGUAGUGUCAGUCAUUUUGUAAAGCAAAACAUACCCGCCCAGUGUCCCCGGGAUGAGGGGAGGACGAGAGUUUCAACAGAAGAGAACAGGGAAAUGAAGUUGUUAGGCCGGCCAGCAACUCUCUUCCCAACUAGGCAGAUAGCAAGUUAGGGGACGGACGGUCACGAGUAGAGAGAUUCAUAUGAAACGCCACAGCGAUGAAGGUCGUCCAUCUGAGCAACUUUUAGCCGCGAUCGAAACACGCUAGACAACCUCCGGCCACAAGAUCCCAGAUAACCUUACAGACAUUUCAAAGUAAUAGCGCUACGGCGGAAAAGAAAGUGGACACAACUUGCUAGCGAGCUAGCGAAGCUUUAGCCGCCGAGCCUCCUUCGGCUUCAACAGGAGAGUUCACUCGAUUUUUCGGCUUGGAUUUACCGGCCUCCAGUCAUGCCUUUUCCUUUUGGGAAGUCUCAGAAGAGCCCAGGUGAAAUAGUGCGGAGCUUGAAGGAGAAUGUGGCCUACAUGGAAAAGAUGGAUGCUGGGGACAGCAAAAAGUGUGAAAAGGUCGCAGAGGAGGUGUCCAAAAACCUGGCGUCACUGAAGGAGGUACUUAGUGGAACAGGUGACAAGGAGCCUCAAACCGAAGCUGUGGCUCAGCUCGCACAGGAGCUGUACAACACCAACCUCCUGGUUGCUCUCAUUGCAAACCUGCAGAGGAUUGAUUUUGAGGGGAAAAAGGAUGUGGUGCAUUUGUUCAGUAAUAUUGUGCGACGUCAGAUUGGCAGCCGAACACCCACAGUAGAAUACAUCUCUACACAACAAAAGAUCCUCUUCAUGUUGCUGAAGGGAUAUGAGAGCGCAGAAGUGGCUCUGAAUUGUGGGAUGAUGCUGAGAGAGUGCCUGCGUCACGAGCCUUUGGCGAGGACGGUGCUCUUCUCUGAAGACUUCUACUGCUUCUUCGGUUAUGUGGAGCUCUCAACCUUUGACAUCGCCUCAGAUGCUUUUGCCUCGUUCAAGGACCUCCUCACGAGACACAAGAUUAUGUGUGCAGAUUUCCUGGAGAACAACUAUGACAGGGUGUUCACAGAAUACGAGAAGCUCCUGCAUUCUGAGAACUACGUCACCAAGCGACAGUCUUUGAAGCUCCUUGGGGAACUUCUGCUGGAUAGACACAACUUCACUGUCAUGACUAAAUACAUCAGUCGGGCUGAGAACUUGAAGCUGAUGAUGAACCUGCUAAGAGACAACAGUCGAAACAUCCAGUUUGAAGCAUUCCAUGUGUUCAAGGUAUUUGUUGCAAACCCAAACAAGACUCAGCCCGUGCUCGACAUCCUACUGAAGAACCAGACCAAACUCGUGGAGUUCCUCGGCCACUUCCAGACCGACCGAUCGGAGGACGAGCAGUUCUGCGACGAGAAGAACUAUCUGAUCAAGCAGAUCCGGGAUCUGAAGAGGCCUGCGGCACCGGAGGAAGCUUAAGGCGUCGUGGACGAGCGCUCCCGUCAGGUGGUAGAUGUACAGGUGGUGGCUGCAGCUGCAGAGGGUUAAGAGAGAGUCUAAAAGACAUGCUUCAUUAAAAUGUAAUAUUUACUACAAAAUAUAGGGAAAACAAGCAAAGAUUACUUCCUUCAUUUUCUGUUUUUUUUUUUUUUUUCUUUUUUUUUUUUGUAUUUGGAGGUGAUUUCCAUCCAGCAACUUGGGUGUGGGCCAAGAACUGUUAUUUAAACCAUAGUGCUUCUUCUUUGGUGAUAAUGAAAUGCAUUUUAGUCCAUUCUUAUAUUAUUGGACCUUAAACUGUUCCCUUUCCACAUACAUGGUCGUUGACAGAGACUUUAGAAUGACAAAAACUGCCCCCACCAACUUUCACAGCCAAUGUGUGUUCUUGAAAGUCUUUCUCCCGCAUGUCUAUAUUUAAUUUUAGAGAUUGAGAAGUAACUGAAUAAAAAAUUAUA
Gasterosteus aculeatus aculeatus (three-spined stickleback) is the source of this 1936-nucleotide messenger RNA. It is a transcript of the gene cab39l1, whose product is annotated as calcium binding protein 39, like 1. Gene Ontology annotation, biological process: intracellular signal transduction. NCBI's taxonomy places the organism in Eukaryota, Metazoa, Chordata, Actinopteri, Perciformes, Gasterosteidae. The record is from RefSeq and is a predicted model, not a curated record. Gene Ontology annotation, molecular function: protein serine/threonine kinase activator activity.